AUGGCAGCAUCUGAGAGCUACGUCUCGAAACUCCAGCAAUAUUGCGCCACGCACCAAAUUGCUCAGCCUCAGUUCCAAGACUACUCUGACCCUCGAGGCAUAAGGACUGCCUGGUCGAGUAGUGUCUUCGUACAUGGUCGCGAAUACCGGGCCCACCUCUGGCGAGACUACCGCUAUCUCGAACAGUCGCGUGAGGAGGCGGCUGAAGUAGCCUGGAAGACGUUGACCACCGUCCCCACCACGACUGUAGCAACCCAGGCGCAGUACGCUUACAAUCGUGGCUACACCACGACUCGCUAG
This is a messenger RNA of Cucurbitaria berberidis CBS 394.84, 300 nucleotides long. RefSeq lists its product as uncharacterized. The transcript has 3 exons. NCBI's taxonomy places the organism in Eukaryota, Fungi, Ascomycota, Dothideomycetes, Pleosporales, Cucurbitariaceae. The record is from RefSeq and is a predicted model, not a curated record. Bases 1 to 300 code for a protein of 99 amino acids.